Daldinia decipiens is the source of this 2679-nucleotide messenger RNA. Its product is annotated as DUF221-domain-containing protein. Gene Ontology annotation, molecular function: calcium-activated cation channel activity. Bases 1 to 2679 code for a protein of 892 amino acids. Lineage: Eukaryota; Fungi; Ascomycota; Sordariomycetes; Xylariales; Hypoxylaceae. The transcript has 5 exons. Gene Ontology annotation, cellular component: plasma membrane. The record is from RefSeq and is a predicted model, not a curated record.
AUGGACGCCAAGCCAAAAGGCUCGGCAUCCCUGGCCGCCAUUGUCUCUGCGUUUGUCCCCACAUGGGUUACCGGCCUCAUCUUCGUUGCGAUAUUCAUCGUCAUUCGACGCUGGUAUCCUAGUAUCUAUGCUCCACGAACCUUCAUCGAAAGCAUACCGGAGAAGGACCGGACUCCUUCUGCUGGUCGGUCGUAUUUCAAUUGGGUCCAUACCAUGCGCAAGGUUCCGGAUAAGUUCAUCUUAUAUCAUCAGUCUCUGGAUGCGUAUCUUUAUCUCCGCUUCCUGCGAACAGUCAUCUUCAUUUGCUUCGUUGGCUGUUGUAUCACGUGGCCUAUUCUCAUGCCGGUGAACGCCACUGGUGGUGGUUCCUCAACCGAACUAGACAAGGUCGGCAUUGGGAACGUCAAGAAAAGGGGACAUCUAUACGCCCACGCAACAAUCGCUUGGGUAUUUUUCAGCUUCGUCAUGUUUACAGUUGCCCGCGAGCGACUUUGGCUCAUUGGCCUCCGUCAAGCCUGGACUCUGUCGAAGCCCGUUGCAAACCGCCUUUCAUCACGCACCGUUCUCUUCCUAUCAGCCCCAAGAGAUGCCCUCGACAAAGAGAAUAUGCAUCGGUACUUUGGAGAUGGAGCUUUGCGCCUUUGGCCAGCGACUAAAGUCGACACGCUAGAGCAUCUAGUCUCGAAACGUAAAUCAAAAAUUGAGCAGCUUGAGGCUGCGGAGAUGAUUCUAAUUCGGAAGGCCAACCAUGAAGUUAGAAAACGAAUUCAAUCCCGCGCACAGACUGAAGACACUCACUACGAUAAUCUUGAAGAUUCGGUUAAGAAAUCCAUAAGACCGCGGCAUAAACCGGACGUCUCGCCACUAAAUGAGAAAGUUGAUAGUAUCGAGUGGUUACGUGGGAAGAUAAAAGAGGAGGAAGCAAGCAUCGAGGAUGCGCGCAACUCACAUGAAAUUGGUGAGACUAACGGAUCAGCUGCAGUAUUUGUCGAGUUCAAGACAUGUGCAGAGGCUCAGCGAGCCUGUCAGCAAGUCGCGUCCAGCAACUUGUUAGCCCUUGGUCCCAGGUAUACUAGUAUUUCACCCCAAGAAGUCAUAUGGAAUAACCUCACUAUACCGCCUGCUCGCCGUAUUUCACAAGAGGGGACUGCUCUAGCUAUGGUAAUAGCUCUGAUAGGUUUCUGGUCUAUUCCGAGUAGUAUCAUCGGCUUAAUCUCUAACAUCGGCUAUCUUGCGGAUAAUGUCGAAUGGUUGAAUUUCCUGAAGGACUUACCAGAACCAGUCGUUGGUCUCCUAUCUGGCUUGAUACCUCCAUUGGCGACAAGUUGGCUAAGCAAGCUAGUGCCUAGCAUAUUUAGAUACAUAUUCAAAUCAACUGGUAGCCCUACCAACACUGCUGCUGAACUAAAGGUCCAAAGAUGGUACUACAUCUUCCAAGUGACGCAAGUAUUUCUUGUCACUGCAGUUUUCUCCGGGGCAGCACCCGUGGCUGCACAGCUUUUGGAAAAGGCCAAAGAUCCCACAUCGAUCCCUGAACUGCUAGCGAGGCAGCUUCCUAAGGCGUCAAACUUCUACCUGACUUACUUUAUUGUCCAGGGCACUACCUCAGCUGCUGAUAACUUACUUAACUACUCGGAUCUACUAAGUUAUCUUUUCUACGACUAUUUCUUCGACAAAACUCCGCGCCAGAAAUUUAACCGAUAUACAAGUAUGAAAGGGAUCGCAUGGGGCAAGCUGUAUCCAAAGGUGAGAGACUUACCAAACCUGUACAAUGAAUAUGCAUCAGCGCUAACUUUAUACAGUUCGCCAACUUUGCAAUCAUCGGUUAGUAUAAAACUUAUCUCUAUCUUCGUUUUUAUCCGCUCAUCCUUCAUAGCAAUUGCAUACUCGUGUAUCGCGCCAUUGGUACUAGGUUUCGCGGCUGCCGGACUAGCCCUGUAUUACUUCUCUUACCGCUACAACCUCCUCUUCGUCAUCCAGCCGAAGAUAGAUACUAAAGGCCAGGCUUAUACACUCGCAUUGCAGCACCUUCUCACGGGUGUUUAUAUAGCCGAGUUGUCCUUACUUGGUCUUUUCAGUUUAAGAAGAGCAACUGGUCCAUCUAUUAUAACUGGUGUCUUGUUCAUCGCGACAAUCCUUUAUAACAUACUAACUAACAGGUAUCUUGCGCCGCUUGAACAGUUCCUACCAGCCGAUUUAGCUACGCUGACCGAGAGGGACGACGAAUCUACACCGCUAUUAUCCUCCGCGGAAGAAGGACAGGCACACUCGACAUCCCGGAUCCAGCAUCUAGGACAACAGGCAAAGGUUCCAAAGCCCAUCGCACAGCGGAUUAUAGACCCAAUAGCACAUUUCUUUGAACCGCAAGUUUUCGCCUCACACCAGGCCAUGAAAUCAUGGCUGCAAGAUGGGGACUUAUUUGAUGACGAAGACGUCCAGGAGUACACGGAAGAGCAACUCCAGAAAGCAUAUCUAAACCCGGCCCUCACAAGCCCGACGCCUUUGAUUUGGAUAGCAAGAGAUCCGAUGGGCGUUAGCCAGAACGAAAUUGCGGAAAAUGAGAAAAAUGGUCUAAAGGCUAGCGAUCAGGGCGCCUGGCUUGAUGAGAAGGGUAAACUUAGAUGGAGCGUUAAAGAGUUUCAGGAGGUGCCAAUCUGGAAGCGGGGUGUGACAUAUUAA